Messenger RNA from Knipowitschia caucasica, 957 nucleotides. Lineage: Eukaryota; Metazoa; Chordata; Actinopteri; Gobiiformes; Gobiidae. The record is from the annotation of a GenBank genome assembly.
AUGAAGAGUCCGGGGGUUUGCGGCCCCUUCCGUCCGGGGGUUUGCGGCCCCUUCCGUCCGGGCGCAGGAGCCGAGCGGCGGGGGAACAUCAGAUCCAGUGUCUGCGGCGUCACCGUUAAAGCUCCUCACCGUGAGCUGCGGCGGCUUAAGCUCCGAGUCGCCGGGGCCUCAUUGUACCGACACAUGUGCCGGAAAUUUAACAUUUCUACCUCUGUCUCCCCCUUCCUCCCAAACCUCCCCCUUCCUCCCAAACCUCCCCCUUCCUCCCAAACCUCCCUCUACCUCCCAAACCUCCCCCUUCCUCCCAAACCUCCCCCUUCCUCCCAAACCUCCCCCUACCUCCCAAACCUCCCCCUUCCUCCCAAACCUCCCUCUACCUCCCAAACCUCCCCCUUCCUCCCAAACCUCCCCCUACCUCCCUAUCCUCCCCCUACCUCCCUAUCCUCCCCCUACCUCCCUAACCUCCCCUUACCUCUAACUCCCCCUACCUCCCCCUACCUCCCUAUCCUCCCCCUACCUCCCUAUCCUCCCCCUACCUCCCUAUCCUCCCCCUACCUCCCUAUCCUCCCCCUACCUCCCCCUACCUCCCUAUCCUCCCCCUACCUCCCCCUACCUCCCAAACCUCCCCCUACCUCCCCCUACCUCCCAAACCUCCCCCUACCUCCCAAACCUCCCCCUACCUCCCAAACCUCCCCCUACCUCCCCCUACCUCCCUAUCCUCCCCCUACCUCCCUAUCCUCCCCCUACCUCCCUAUCCUCCCCCUACCUCCCCCUACCUCCCUAUCCUCCCCCUACCUCCCCCUACCUCCCUAUCCUCCCCCUACCUCCCAAACCUCCCCCUACCUCCCAAACCUCCCCCUACCUCCCCCUACCUCCCAAACCUCCCCCUACCUCCCUCUACCUCCCUCUACCUCCCAAACCUCCCCCUACCUCCCAAACCUCCCCCUACCUCCCUAA